This is a messenger RNA of Cynoglossus semilaevis (tongue sole), 1164 nucleotides long. It is a transcript of the gene timm29, whose product is annotated as translocase of inner mitochondrial membrane 29. NCBI's taxonomy places the organism in Eukaryota, Metazoa, Chordata, Actinopteri, Pleuronectiformes, Cynoglossidae. The transcript has 3 exons. Gene Ontology annotation, cellular component: TIM22 mitochondrial import inner membrane insertion complex. The record is from RefSeq and is a predicted model, not a curated record. Gene Ontology annotation, biological process: protein insertion into mitochondrial inner membrane.
GGGAGAUGCUUCCAGUGGGAAGGCUAAAACCGAGUCACAGAUCGCGGCCGCCAUCUUGGCUCCAUGUGAGCUGUCUUCUUGGCCGUCAAGUAGAUAUUUUUCAUGAAGGUGACGGUGUCAGAAUAGGUGAGUUUAGGAGACAUGGCUUCGUUGCGUGUAGUGACGAGGAUGUUCUGUUCUGCAGCAGAAACAACGACACAAACGGCGGCAGCUCCGGUCAAAAGAAGCCGCUGGGAGGCUCUGAAAAACAGUAAAGCAGGUGUGUGGUGUCGCAGCCUGGCCUCAGACUAUAAGGAGGCCUGUAAGGAAGCUGUGCUCGGAGCCUGGGAGAAACCACUCAAAGCUACAGUCUACGUGACCCUGCUGGGCGGGGCCUCCGCCCGUUUCUACACAAGCCCCGACCGCUCCUCCCUUUAGGCAGCCCUGCUGGAGCGCUCCAACCAGCUGGGUCUCCUGUCUCCGUGGAUCAGGAACGCCACAUCAGACGGCCACGUGCAGACUCUGGUCAAGGUCCGUAACGAGGGGCGGCUACGCCACGCCAACCUUGGUCUGCUCUCUUUAGUUUACUGUGGCAACUAUGACCUCGACUGCGCUCUGUACGAGGCCCGGUGCUCUAAUCUGUCCACGCCUUGGUUGAAGUUUCCUGAGCGGCUGCUGGACGUCGGCUUCGCCGGUCGCUGGUGGAUCCUGGACUCUAAGAUGCAGGACUUUGAUGUGAACGAGGACGAGUACAAACAUCUGCCUGCUCACAUGCAGGCGACGUCACCACCCAGUGUUCAGGAAGUGGAGAGGAAUGAGAAGUUGCACAAAGAGUCGUGGCUACCGCUGUCGAUGGAGGAAGAGGAGAAGAAAGACGAGCAGAUGGUAAAUACCAAGGAGGAGGUUGUCAGUGAGGAGAACCAGGCUGAACAGUUACAGGAGGAGCAGACGGCAAAUUAACUGCUCAUGUAAAUAAACACUAGAACAUCGUUUUUGUCCAUAAUCCAGAUGUCUUACCUGAACCUUCUCUGAGUUUCCACCACUUCCACUGAACCAGGAAUCAACAAAACCUCAGAAACAGCCUGUCUUGGUGUUUUAUUUAUUUUUGGCCUGUUUUUGUUUUUGUACAGAAAAUAUUGCAUUUAUGAAACACAACAAAACCAAGUGCCAAUAAAUGUUUUAUUA